Messenger RNA from Fusarium coffeatum, 1233 nucleotides. RefSeq lists its product as uncharacterized. Gene Ontology annotation, cellular component: mitochondrion. The transcript has 2 exons. Gene Ontology annotation, molecular function: biotin synthase activity; 2 iron, 2 sulfur cluster binding. Gene Ontology annotation, biological process: biotin biosynthetic process. The coding region runs from base 1 to 1233 and encodes 410 amino acids. The record is from RefSeq and is a predicted model, not a curated record. NCBI's taxonomy places the organism in Eukaryota, Fungi, Ascomycota, Sordariomycetes, Hypocreales, Nectriaceae.
AUGAAGCCCAGUGCACCUCUUCCUUUAAGGGCCCUUCGACAGGCCACUCUCAGUAGCCGACUAUCCAUCCCCGCUUCGGCGAGAUGGCAGCAUUCCCGGGCUAUGUCAACUGUUGUUGACUACCAUCCUCAGACCUCGCAGCCGCCUCCUCCUCCCGCGGGAGCUAAUGAUGCUGUUGAGAAGCAGAGGGCUGAGAAGAGGAAGCAGAUUCUGAGGGAGGCUGUUUCGUCGACGCAGGUUCGACAUGAUUGGACGAAGGAUGAGAUCGCUGCUAUUUAUUAUCAACCUGUUCUUGAGCUGGCGUACCAAGCUAGCACUGUACACCGUCGAUGGCAUAACCCAGCCGAAGUGCAACUCUGCACCCUGAUGAACAUCAAAACCGGCGGUUGCACCGAAGACUGCUCGUACUGCGCCCAAUCCACCCGUUACCAAGAAGGCACCAAAGUCCCAGCCAAACGAGUCGAGAGCGUCGAGAGCGUCCUCGCAGCCGCGCGAACAGCUAAAGAGAAAGGAAGCACUCGCUUCUGCAUGGGCGCCGCGUGGCGAGACAUGCGCGGACGCAAAAACAGCCUCAAGAACAUCAAGGCCAUGGUGGAAGGCGUCAAGGGUAUGGGCAUGGAGGUUUGCGUAACGUUGGGGAUGAUCGACGCUGAGCAGGCAAAGGAGCUCAAGGCGGCGGGUCUCACGGCGUACAACCACAACGUCGACACUAGUCGAGAGUUUUACCCGAAUGUUAUCACGACGCGCAGCUACGAUGAGCGGUUGCAGACGCUGAGCCAUGUUCGCGAUGCUGGCAUCAAUGUUUGCUCUGGUGGAAUUUUGGGUCUUGGAGAGACCAGUGAAGAUCGCGUUGGUUUGCUUCACACUGUUUCGACGCUUCCAAGUCACCCGGAGAGCUUCCCUGUCAACGCCCUGGUUCCUAUCAAGGGUACGCCACUUGGUGAUAGACCCAUGGUCGAGUUCACAAGCAUGCUGCGCACUAUCGCCACGGCCCGCAUCAUCAUGCCCUCGACCAUCAUCCGCAUUGCAGCAGGUCGCAAGACCAUGUCAGAGGAGAAACAAGCGCUUUGCUUCAUGGCUGGCGCGAACGCCAUCUUCACAGGCGAAAAGAUGCUCACGACUGAGUGUAACGGCUGGGAUGAAGAUGCGGCCAUGUUUGGCCGAUGGGGUCUCGAGCCCAUGAAGAGUUUCAACAAGUCACCUCAGCCAGCUCCUGAGGUGCGAGUUCUGUGA